This is a messenger RNA of Harpegnathos saltator (Jerdon's jumping ant), 2018 nucleotides long. It is a transcript of the gene Pgd, whose product is annotated as phosphogluconate dehydrogenase. Gene Ontology annotation, biological process: pentose-phosphate shunt. The transcript has 6 exons. Gene Ontology annotation, molecular function: NADP binding; phosphogluconate dehydrogenase (decarboxylating) activity. Bases 346 to 1794 code for a protein of 482 amino acids. The record is from RefSeq and is a predicted model, not a curated record. NCBI's taxonomy places the organism in Eukaryota, Metazoa, Arthropoda, Insecta, Hymenoptera, Formicidae.
GCUGUAAGCCUACGACAAUAAUGACCUUAAGUUCGUUUGUGUGCGAUGGCCUUUAUACGUCCUCUGACUAACUACUAAGCAGGAGAGUGCGACCACUUGUUGCUCUCGCGGAUCGUAGCAAUAUAUUUCCUGGAUAUAUCACCGAAUAUAUUUUAUUUAGUUACAUCUUAGGUCUGUUUUUUUAUCGCUGAACUAGUGUACACUCAGGGAACAUAAAAAGAAAUAGAUAUAUAUCUAGGAGUUAGUGAAAGGGAGAGAAGAGAGUAAGUGCAAGUUAGUGCAGCCAGUUCAGCAAUAGAAGACAAACCUCUUGUGUCCGAUCGUAUCCAUUCACCAUCCGCAAAAAUGAGCACUCCGACAGCAGAUAUUGCCCUAAUUGGUUUAGCAGUCAUGGGACAAAAUUUGAUUUUAAAUAUGGAUGACCAUGGAUUUGUUGUAUGUGUAUAUAACCGUACGAAAGAUAAGAUCAAAUCUUUUCUUGAGAAUGAAGCCAGGGGCACAAAAGUUAUUGGCGCAGAUAGCUUGGAAGACAUGGUCAGUAAACUGAAGAGUCCAAAGAGAAUAAUGUUAUUAGUUAAAGCUGGUGAUGCCGUAGAUCAAUUUAUCAAUUUAUUGGUGCCUCUCCUCUCUCCUGGAGAUAUUAUCAUCGAUGGUGGCAACUCAGCUUAUCAAGAUAGCGAGAGACGUGCCAGAGAUCUUGAGAAGAAAGAGAUUCUCUUUGUGGGCAGUGGAGUUAGUGGUGGAGAAGAUGGUGCCAGAUAUGGACCAUCUUUGAUGCCUGGUGGUAAUCCUAAAGCUUGGCCACAUAUUAAACCUAUCUUCCAGUCAAUAUGCGCAAAAUCCAACGGAGAGCCUUGCUGUGAUUGGGUCGGGGAAUAUGGUGCUGGACAUUUUGUCAAGAUGGUGCACAAUGGGAUCGAGUAUGGUGACAUGCAGAUCAUCUGCGAGGCGUAUCACCUGAUGAGAAAUGGCCUACAACUUUCACAGGAACAGAUGAGCGCUGUAUUUGACUGUUGGAACAAGGGCGAGCUGGAUUCUUUCCUGAUCGAGAUCACCAGGGAUAUAUUGAAAUAUAAGGACGAGAAAGGCUACCUUCUAGAACGCAUUAGGGACACAGCGGGCCAGAAGGGCACGGGCAAAUGGACGGCUAUCGCCGCAUUAGACUAUGGAAUGCCCGUCACUCUAAUUGGUGAGUCAGUGUUCUCCAGGUAUCUGUCGACAUUGAAAAGCGAACGCGAGAUAGCGAGUACAAUAUUAGCCGGCCCGGACGAGAUGUUCAAGGAUGACAAGAAAAUGUUCCUAAAUCACUUAAGGAAGGCUCUGUACGCCGCAAAGAUCAUCUCGUAUGCGCAGGGCUUUAUGCUGCUGAGGGAAACUGCUAAGCUCUACAAGUGGAACUUGAAUUACGGCGCGAUAGCGCUGAUGUGGCGAGGUGGAUGUAUCAUAAGAAGUGCGUUCCUGGGAAAUAUAAAAGCAGCAUUCGACAAAAAUCCAAAAUUAUCCAAUCUAUUAUUGGACGACUUCUUCGCCAAGGCUAUGAAGGAGUGCCAUCAGAGCGCGAGGGUGGUGGUGUCGACGGCUGUGACACUGGGUAUACCGACUCCCGCUCUAUCAACGGCCCUAGCUUUCUACGACGGAUACAGGACCGCUCGAUUGCCAGCGAACUUGCUGCAAGCUCAGCGAGAUUACUUCGGCGCACAUACCUAUGAGCUUCUCGGCCAAGAGGGGAAGUUUGUCCACACGAACUGGACCGGACAUGGCGGUAACGUGUCGGCUUCCACAUAUGAUGCAUGAGUUCAACCUGUAACGAUUUUCAAUGUUGUUUUUAUCAUCGAAAACGUACAACAGAUGCAGGAAAAUGAUAUGAAUUUGAUUGGUCGAUAGUUAUAUAUACAGCUGCGAUACAACCCUAUAUGUAUCUUCUUAUGUGCUGAAAGCUACGAAAUAUUACAAAUUUAUUUUUGUAUCACGUCCCUCUUCACGCUCUCUUUCUCUCUCUCUCUUUCUCUCUCUUUCUC